AUGGAUCUCCACCGUAAGAGGCACGGAAGACGCCUCGAUUAUGAAGAGAGGCAGCGGAAAAAGCAAGCUCGAGCUGCUCAUGAACGCUCACAAAUGGCUAAGAAGUUGCGAGGUCAUAAGGCCAAGCUCUACCAUAAGAAGAGGUAUUCAGAGAAGGUUGAAAUGCGAAAGUUGCUCAAACAGCAUGAGGAGAAGGAGCAGAAGAGCACAGUCGACACGCCUGAUCAGGGUGCCGUUCCUGCUUAUCUCUUGGAUCGUCAACAGCAAACUACUGGUACAGUUCUCUCAAAUAUGAUUAAACAGAAGAGGAAGCAGAAAGCUGGCAAAUACCAAGUUCCUCUUCCUCAAGUUAGAGCUGUCAGUGAUGCGGAAGCAUUCAAAGUGGUAAAGUCUGGAAAAACGAAAAGAAAAGGUUGGNCUCGUCGUGUCGCUGGCAAAUACCAAGUUCCUCUCCCUCAAGUUAGAGCUGUCAGUGAUGCGGAAGCAUUCAAAGUGGUGACUUUCGUAGGAGAGUCGUUCACACGUAAGCCAGCAAAGUUCGAAAGAUUCAUAAGGCCUAUGGGAUUACGUUUCACAAAGGCUCACGUGACGCAUCCAGAGCUGCAAACGACUUUCUACCUUCCAAUUGUCUCAGUGAAGAAGAAUCCUUCGAGCCAAAUGUAUACCUCACUGGGGGUGAUCACGAAGGGAACCAUAAUUGAGGUGAACGUAUCCGAGUUGGGUAUGGUUACGCAAGGAGGAAAGGUUGUCUGGGGAAAAUUCGCUCAAGUCACGAAUAAUCCCGAAAACGAUGGUUGUAUUAAUGCAGUAUUGUUGAUUUGA
This is a messenger RNA of Haemonchus placei, 822 nucleotides long. The record is from the annotation of a GenBank genome assembly. NCBI's taxonomy places the organism in Eukaryota, Metazoa, Nematoda, Chromadorea, Rhabditida, Trichostrongylidae.